This is a messenger RNA of Cokeromyces recurvatus, 753 nucleotides long. RefSeq lists its product as uncharacterized. Bases 1 to 753 code for a protein of 250 amino acids. Lineage: Eukaryota; Fungi; Mucoromycota; Mucoromycetes; Mucorales; Mucoraceae. The transcript has 4 exons. The record is from RefSeq and is a predicted model, not a curated record.
AUGCAACAAAUGCUCGAAAAAAUGUCAGAAAUGAAUUCUAAGAUCCUUGAGCACGAUCAAAAAAUUGACCAACUUACCAGCCAGUUGGAAAUGGUGGUUGCUAGCUUGCAUCAACUACAGCAAGCUAGAAUAACUGUUAUUUCCACUGAACAAGAGCUUGAAAGUUGGCCACUGAGUAAGCAAUAUGAUUACUCUAAAACCUUUAAGGAUGAGGCCAACAAGGCACCCCAGGAUUCUUUGCGUAUGUUUGCGCAAAUGCAUGCCAGCCAAUAUCCUGUAUCUAAAAGAACUUUAGACAGGAUAUUGGCUGACAUGUUCUACAAUAAGAAAAAAGAAUUAAAAAUGUCAGCAACCAAAAAAGCAGAAAGAAAUGCCAAGCGUAAGGCCUAUAAUAGAAAAAUAGCCAAACUUGCUAACAGAAAAUCAGUCAUUGAGGACAACCCAGGCGAUUACAACGACAUAAAAUAUCCUGGCCUCAAUGACCUGAUGGUUGCUGGCUGGAUGUCGGAAGAAGAAGAGACGGAAGAAAAGGACCUUAAUGAUAAUGAAAUCAUUAAGGUCCUUCGUCCAUCAUUCAGGAGCAAAAAGUUUACUGAAUUGAUGGACAAACUUGACUUCGAGUGGAUUUCUCCACUCGAACCUGCUUUAAAAAAAAGAAGAAGCAAUCGUUCUGUCAGGCAAUAUGUCUUGAAAAAUAUACCCUUCCCCAGCCAUCUAAACAAAGAUGAUUUCCCUGGCUGGGCAUUCAAUUAA